Ictalurus punctatus (channel catfish) is the source of this 5472-nucleotide messenger RNA. It is a transcript of the gene atxn1b, whose product is annotated as ataxin 1b. The record is from RefSeq and is a predicted model, not a curated record. Gene Ontology annotation, biological process: nervous system development; negative regulation of transcription by RNA polymerase II. Gene Ontology annotation, molecular function: RNA binding; protein binding. The coding region runs from base 486 to 2957 and encodes 823 amino acids. The transcript has 3 exons. Gene Ontology annotation, cellular component: nucleus. NCBI's taxonomy places the organism in Eukaryota, Metazoa, Chordata, Actinopteri, Siluriformes, Ictaluridae.
UGUGUGUGUAGAGUGAGAGAGAGUGAGAGAGAGAGAGAGAGAGAGAGAGAGAUUGGGAGUGAGGCAGUGAGGCAGUGUGUAUGCCUUGCAUAACAUACUCUGUACCUCUUGUAUGCAAGGGCUUCAUGUGAGACAGCCCAGACAAGGGGACUUCCUUUAUGCUUACUCCUCCAGGGCUACUGCAGAAGGGAGGAGAGGAGAAGAGGAGGCAAGAGGAGAGGGCAGGAGAGCAAGGGACAAACACAGGACAUGGAGGUACAGACUACAGCAAGGUACAGCAGUAAAGGAGACAAUUCCAGAUGGUUCCAUUUGAAGACUUCAGCAGCAGCAAGAAGAUCCAGUGACUAGACGGAUUUAUAUCAUAACACAAAAUAUAAAAAGAACAAUUUUUAGAACAAUGGACUUCUUGAAACUGAAGACCAAAUAAAAACAAGCCCAAGCCCAUCCGGUGGUAGUAGCACGUAGGAGUCAUAGAGUGAAAGAUCAUGAAGUCUAACCAGGAGCGUAGUAAUGAGUGCCUGCCUCCAAAGAAGAGAGAGAUCCUGGCACUUGAAGAGCGGCAGGUCCUGGUUGCAUCAACUGUGAAUGAGAGUCAAAGUGGUGAGAACCUGGCAUGGCUUGCUAGUGUAGCCAGCAUGGCCAGCAUGGCCACUGUUCCCAACCUAGUUCCCUCACAGAGCAACAGUACUGAAGCUAGCAGCCCAACACCAUCAACCAAAGCCCUGACGAUAGUGACAGAGUACCCACUUUCCACCUCUGCCUGCAACAGCUCCUUGUCAUAUACAAGCUCCACACCUGCAGGAGGUCUCUCUGGAACAACCACAAUAACAGCCAACCCAGCUGUCCUCUCCUCCAAUCUUCCUCAAGCAACAGGACCCAUCCAGCCCACCCAGCUGCCACCUAAUUUACAAAUCAUUGGACCUUACACCAGUUAUAUCUCCUCCCAGAUAGUGCCAGCUGCAGCAAGUCCGACCCAGUCACGUAGACCUACCCAGGAGGUUUAUGCUACCGCAGCUGUCAUCCCACAAGCUUCUAAUGGAAACCCACAGAAGCAGCAUGUGAUUUCAUCCUUACCUAAUGUAGCUCACACCACCAGCCAGUGCAUUCAGGUAGAGGGCACCCCAGUUGGCUUGCCAGUGAUUUCCCCAACUUCACAAGUACCGUUUCAACUUCACACUCAUUCAACUGUUCUUGCCCCUCAUGGCCUGACUCUUGCUCCCUCUCAGGUGCUUGUGCAUUAUGCUGAUGGCCUCAUCACAAAACAACCUGACUUCCAAAGCAGAGACCUGCAGAAUGGUGCUCUGGGAGAGGUCACAGUGGUCAAACACACCACCAGCAUUGUGAAGGGAAUGUCUAACAAAACAGAAAGUGAUGAUGGCCAAAGACAGAUUCAGAACCUAGGUCUCCCAGCCCAAACUCAGGUCUUGCUCCCUGCUGACUAUGCUGCUCAUGACAGUGCAGGACUUCAGACAUCAGUCAUGCUGGUGUCAAGCAACCACCUAAUGGCCAAUAAUAGCACUGAGUUUCAGAGCACCCAGGAUAAAGAGCACACAUCUCUUGCUCAAGUUGAGAGAACAAGACUAUCUGUGGGGAAACCAGUCUCUAGACUUUCCUCCCUUUCUCUCCCAUCAUCAGACAGCAUGGCAGCAUCUCUUGCUCCAACACUCUCCCCUCACACAGUCCUGCAUACGUCUCCAGCUGCCCCUACCCAGGAACUUACUACAAACCUUUUCUCAAGCACACAGCUGCCUAUUAUCGGAUACAUUACUAGUACAUCUGGGGCACCCCAGCAGGCUGUGGCCAGUUACCAUAGCAACCUCCCACAGCAUCUAGUGAUCUCAGGCAGUCCCUCCCUCCUUAUUCCUGUGAGCGCUGGCAACAUGAACACGUCAUCUACUGAGUCAGAGGUUACGCGCUGCUCCAUCCCCACCAUUUCUGCUACCACUGUACAGACUGUAGCAACAGGUCUGCCUCAGGCCUACAUCACCGCAGCCACACCUACUGUCACAACCUCCAUCCUCCCUAAUGGCAAAGAGGUCAUGGGGCCUGAAGAACAUCAUGCUGCAGUGGGUGUACCGAGUUCCACACAGGUGCAACUUCCUGUGCUUUCAGCAGGGGUAGUAGCACCUCCAGUUCCUGUGCUCCCUCCAACACCCACAAGCCCACAGAAUGCACCCGUAUCACCAUCAUCAGCCCUGCCUUCAUACUUCAUGAAGGGCUCUAUCAUCCAGCUGGCAGAUGGAGAGCUUAAGCGGGUGGAGGACCUAAGGACAGAGGACUUCCUACAGAGUGCAGAAGUGAGCAAAGAACUCAAAAUUGAUUCGAGCACAGUUGAACGGAUAGACUCCAGCAGAACACCUGAUGCAGUUAUCAUACAGUUCUCAGUCGGGGAACACAAAGUACAGGUAUGUGUGGAAGUGCUGGUGGAGUAUCCUUUCUUCGUGUUUGGUCAGGGAUGGUCAUCCUGCUGCCCAGACCGCACUACCCAGUUACUGGCUCUGUCAUGUGCCAAACUCUCUGUUGGUGAUGUCUGCAUCUCCCUCACCCUAAAGAGCCUGAGGAACGGUGCAUUAAGAAAAGACCAAGCCUUUGGUCCUGUGAAGAACCAUAAUAGCACUCACCAUAAAGCAGCUAAAACCAGUGGACAGAUUGGAGAGCCACAGGCUCAGAGAGAGGAUCAGAGGGAUGGGAACAUUUUUGUAUUAGAAGGGGAGCAAAAGUUUGAAGGUCUUGGGCUAAAGACUUCGAACUCUGGUAAUGGUGUGAUCAUCUCAAAGAAUGGAGAAGGGAAAGCUCAUGGUGCAGGGAGUCGCAAGAGGAGGUGGUCUGCCCCAGAGCGAGGAGAGAUAGGGAGGUCACAGGAGAAUGACCACCCUGAAGAAACUCUGCCUAAACUUUCCUUCCUUUCACAGGAGGUAAAGGUCAGCAUUGAAGGAAGGUCCAGUAUGGGCACCUGAGGUACCUUGUGAGUAAUCAAAAAGGAGGAUGUCCUUGAUUUUCUAGGCAAAGGAUCUUCUAAACCAAGGAUCUUUGUGGUUUGUUCAGUUACUUGUCGUGUUGGCUGGUGACAACUGUUCCAAAACCAUGCGCGUUCUUCACUGGGCAAACAAUAUGCAGCAGUACAAGAAUAACAGGAUUAUUAUGAUUAUCUUCUCAUGGCUUAUUUUGGUUACUGUAACAGGAGCUACUUUUGUCCGACAGUAUUUACAGGAUAUGUUUUUGUAAUAAAACCAACAAAUAAUUUCUGGCAUUUCCCCUGAGGCGUACACAUAAAUAUGCGGGGUACUUAUUUUUGUAGUUAAUUCUGCCAUUAUCUGUUUUUGGCACUUUGUCUACAUUCAUGUAAAUUGUAGCAUAAUUGUAUUUCAGUCAUAAUCAGUGAGUCGAACACAUAAAGACCGGUAGGCUGGAGAGAUUGGUCAGUAGUUUGACUUGCUGCGACAAAUUUUCCCCAUAAAUAUUACUUAAAGGCACAUUGUUAAGAUCCGCUAUAUAAUUUAUGAAGAUAAUCGAUGUCGGUUAUGACAAAUAACGCGAUAUAAUUAGACUGAAAAACGACCGUUAAAAAAACAGAGAUGUAAAAUUCUCAAUUAACACUGACCAUUCUGUCUGUUACUGAUUGAGCAGGAUCGAUUAGGAGUCCUACGUGUGAUUUUACGUGACGAUAUUACGUUUCAGAUGAGAGAAUUUUGUUAACCAAACAUGGUCCAGUUCUUGGGACAAAAACUGGAAAAAACGCUGAAUGUCGAGGAUUAAACAUAUUUUUUACCAAUAUUUUAAUUAAAUACACCAGAAUUUAAUUAGUCAAAACGUUCUAGAUAUGCAAUAUUAUGAUGAUUCACAUACCUCAAACGUGACACAAGGCUGUUUCAGGUUCUUUUCAGAAUCUGGGAUCUUUAAAACCACGUCCAAAAACCAUGUUCAUGUUCAUUGUUCAUGUUCAUACAGUGGAUAUGUGCAGGUGAAUUCUCACUCAGCCUUUGAAUAUUAGCACUUUACGGAAGGCAAUGGAUGAUUAAAUCCCUCACCUCUGCUUUGUUGCCUAAGCAACAGCCAUUUGCACAAUGUCAAUUUUAGAAUAAUGUUAGCUGUCCUGUAUGUUUUAACCCCAUUUAAAACAAAUUACAACCAUCACAUUGAUGCAUUUAAAAAAAAAAAAAAAACCAAAAAAAAAAAAAACAACAUUUUUUAAAAAUCCAUUUGAAAUCCAGUUGGAGUCUGUGAAAGCGUUGUGUUAUUAAAAUUCUUGUAUCGUUGCAGUUUAAGCAACUGGAUUUCUGUGUACAAAAUUACAUACGAAUGUUUAAUACUGAAUAUUGUGUAUAUACAAUGUACAAUAUAUUCUCUUUCGGAAUAUAUUGAUAACAUAUACCAAUAUAUAUUCCGUUUCCAUAGUGGUAAUGACUCUCUCUAGGGGCUUUUGGGUAACACUUUACUAUAAGGUCCACAAAUAAGCACACACUAAUAUGUGUACUAAUGAUGAAUUAAUACAUGCGCUAAUCAUUAGUGCUAAUACAUUACAACAGCCGUCAUAUAUGAAGAACUAUUCAUAAUGGUAACAGUUAAGUAUUAACGUUCAACUCGUUCUGUUCAUUAUUCAGUAUUAAUAAUGAUUGGUUGAGCCAAAAUGAUAAGAUGUACGUUUGAGACCCACAUUUGAUUCCCAGCACCCGUAAACCUUUUAUUUUCAUUUAUUUGUUUGGUAUUGUUUAUUGCAAACAGGUGUCACAAAAGUGUAUCAUUUUUCGUCAUAAUCGGUUUUUCUUUUUUUGUUCAGUGCAACUGUUCCAACAUUUAACGGGUGACCGGAAUCCUGAAAUUGAGGACUGAACUUACGAGUUUCAUUUGACAUACACACUGUUAACAUUUUCAACUUUGGUAUAUGAAACAAAAGUUUAUCAUGCUAAAGUGCUACAAGAUUGUAGCAUCAAAGUCCUACAAGAUUGUCGCACUCUUUUUAUUUUUAAAAUUUUUAUAACAUCAUGCCUAUAAGUGGCUGGAUUUUGAUCAUGUACUGUAAAUUACGAAAUGUCCCAAGUUUUGUUCAACCCAUGCUCCAUACAAAAAGACCAUUAAUUACGUAAAUAAUCUUUACUAAUGCUGCAGGUCAUGGUUUUAAUUAAAAUAAUAAGUCGACAAGAUGUUAAUACUUAACUAUUAUGAUGAUUAAUGCCUGUUCCUGCAGUAUACGCUUCACAGGCUAUGUAUAGGCUACGAUCGGUGCAUGUAUUCAUUCAUUAUUAUCACAUGUAUUAAAACAUGCUUAUUUACGGACCUAAUAAUAAAGCGUUUCCGGCUAUUGUACUGUUUGGGGCUCUGGUUUAAGUUGCCCAAUAUCACCUACAGGAAGUGGAACAGUUCAGAGAAAAGGUCAUUGAGAAGUCAUCAACUUGAACAAAUGUGUAAUGUGUGUAAUUUCAAUGAAAAAACAAAAACAAAAACAAAACAAUAAAAGCCCAUGUGUUUUUCUUA